AGAGCGGCCAAUCACGCGCGCGGCGGCCUGUGUUUCACCACGAGCGCAGGGCGGUUUCAGCAGCACCGCACCGCACACUUCACCCGCGCCUCUCCUGCGCUUGUCGUCGAGUGCUGCUCGCGUGCCGGCCUGCCCAUGACACUGUUGCUGCGCGAGAGUGCUGCCGACCGAACUCGAACUCCCCGUGCGCGCGACACCCGACCCGACCGACGGCCUGUGGAAGGCGCAACCCAGCUCGACCUGCGUCACGUUGCCUCGUGCUCUGCCUCUGCCUGACAGUCCAUGCGCACACCACCGUCGCCGCCGCCACCUCCAUUCACCACCGCUGUCGGCAUCGCGUCGCGCCGCGCCGCGCUCUGCGACUGAGCAGCUAGCUGUCCCCGCCGGCGCCGACCUCACCUUCACUCUUGCACCCCGCGCGCACUGAUAAACACCACUUCGCCGCAGGUUUGCACCAUGGACCACACAAACCACUACAACAUGGGUCGCUCGCCCAUACAGCUCGACGAGGGCUUCUCGGAAGACACCCACAGUCAGCACGGCAGCGAUUUCAUGGAUGAGUCCAACGGUCUCGCCAUCGGCAGCAACGCGCAUCUCGAGCACAUCAGCACACUGGCCUUAACGUUGUCUUCAUCCCAGAAAUUUGGCCUCAUUCAGACACUUGCUGCCAGUCUGUCAACCGCCGACCUGCUUGUGUUGCACAAGACAAUCGGCUCUCUUGUCUACUUUGACCCUGUGCACUAUCUUCCUAAUGAAUUGAUUUUGGAAAUAUUCUCACACCUCUCCCCGCGCGACCUCCUCACAGCAUCGACCGUGUCCCGUCCGUGGCGAAAGCGAACACAGGACGAGGAACUAUGGCGCCACAGCUUUGAACGUGAGGGCUGGGUCUUGGAACGAUCGAAGUUGGAUGAACCAGAGCAGCUGGCACGGAGAAGAGGAGUGGAGCACGCGCAGCACAAACUGCAUACCACUCGACCAGGCUCUUUACUUGAGCGUCAUGGCAGUCGGAAGAGGGCUCGGAACGAGGCUUUCAGUGAAGAUGAAACACAGCGGGCGCAACACGGAGAGGCAUCCGGCAGCAAGACCGCUGAAGUGACUGGUUCCGAUGCAGAUACUAAUAUGGAAGGCGUGGAAGCUACUGGUGAAGUCGAAUCGGCAGAAUCAGCCCAUUCUCAGGCGUCUAGCUCUACAGAUGCGACGUCGAUUGACAGUCGCAUCGAGCAUAAGACAUCGGAUGGGAGCGCUCCUGACGAUGCCCAUGAGCUCGUGGUCAGUCCGUCGGUAUUCACGAAAGGCAGCACCAAAAAUCCGGCCAAGGUCAGUUGGCCUUGGCUCUACAAGCAGCGCCGCAGACUGGAGAGCAAUUGGGACGCGGGAAAGUACACGACUUUCCGUCUACCUCAUCCUGAUCACGAGUAUGAGGGCCACAGAGAAUGUGUUUACACCAUCCAGCAUGCGGGCAACGACCUGGUCUCCGGCUCUCGGGACAAGACCAUUCGCUGUUGGAACCUGAACACCCAACGAUUGCGCAUUCCAGAACUCAAGGGUCACGAAGCUAGCGUGCUCUGCUUGCAGUUCGACGCCCGAACGGAUGAAAAGCACGACAUCAUCGUCAGCGGAGGUAGCGACAAUUAUGUCAUUGUCUGGCGCUUCUCUACUGGCGAGAUCUUGCGCAAGAUGACGGCGCCUCAUACCGAGAGCGUCUUAAACUUGCGUUUUGACGAUCGGUACCUCAUCACUUGCUCCAAGGAUAAGACCAUCAAGAUUUGGAACCGACAUGAAAUCACCAACACCGACCCCAUCAUCCCUGCUCGUGUGCUACCACUAUUUGCAGACGGGCCUGCAUCUUUACCCCCUUUUACUCUUCUGGAUACCCUUUACGGCCACCAGGCUGCAGUCAAUGCAGUCCAGAUCAAUGAUAAUAUCAUUGUGUCCGCAUCCGGAGACCGCACCAUCAAGUCGUGGGACAUACACUCCAUGAAAGAAGGGCCCAGCCAUCGCAAGUCAUAUACAGGACAUACUAAGGGCAUUGCGUGUGUCCAAUUCGAUGGUCGCCGGAUCGUCAGUGGGUCCUCUGACAACUCCGUCCGCAUAUUCGAUUAUGACACGACAGCAGAGGUUGCCUGCCUCGACGGCCACAAUAAUCUCGUACGCACCGUUCAAGCGCGCUUUGGAGAUAUGGACACCGUCACCAAUGAAGAGCUUGCGAAGGAGGCAAAGGAGGCAGACCGCAAGUUCUUGAAAGCUCUGGACGAAGGCAAACAACCAGUCGAACCGUCGCGCGUUCGUAGACAGCGCAAUGCUGGCUCGAGUCGCCCGUCAGAUAUGCUAAGCUAUGGCACCAAAAUUCCACCUGGCGGAGGAGGCAGCAGGUGGUCCAAGAUUGUUUCUGGAUCCUACGACGAGACUAUCAUCAUUUGGAAGCGCGAUCCCAACAAAGCUGGCAAGUGGAGGCCAAACGUUCGCCUGCACCAAGGAUCUAUGACGAUCGGCAGCGGCAACAAUCGCGUCAGAGUCAACGUUGGAGUGACUGUCAAUGGCGCACCUCUCAACAUGGCCAAUCCUGCUGCGCAAGGCAUUCAGCCAGCGCAAGCUGCCAAUGCUGCUCAUCAAGCCCAUAUGAUCCUGCAGCAAGCGCAUAACAACCUCGCGCUGGCGAAUGCCGCGCUUAGUGAUCCGGCAGUCACAAAUGCCUCCGUGUUACCGCAGUCGCAAAUGACUGCUGUUGCCGCUGCGCAAGCCAACUUGAAUCAGCAGCUUCAGAUCGUGGCUAGUCAACAGAGUGCUCAAGGGCAUGCGGGCGCCUCCCAAGCCCCCACUGUCACGUCCCACGCGGAGGUUGCGCAGGGUGCCCCCACCACGAAUGUUGCGCCACCGAAUACACAACAGACGCACGUGGGAGCCAAUGUACCGGGUCCGGCACAUAAUGGUACAGCAGGCCCUGCAGGACCCGCGACUGUCGAUGGCGCAGCACAGCAAGCGCCGGCACAAGCUGCGGCGCCCCAGCAUCACCACCAUCACGGCCAUCAUCAUCACCACCAUGGGCACGCGCAUGGGCAUCGUUCCGAAUCGAAUCGCGUCUUCAAGCUGCAAUUCGAUGCUCGCCGGAUCAUUGCUUGUAGUCAGAACAAGGUCAUCGUGGGCUGGGACUUUGCCAACGGAGACAAAGACCUUGAGUGGAUCGGUGAUUGGAGUCGGGAAACGAACUGAGCAAAGCAGUGGUUUACAUUCGACACGAGUGGCAACGAGGCGCGAAAGUCACUCAGAGACGUUGGCGCCCAGGCCCUAGAAUUUAGAGCACCCUUCUCGCAUGAUUUUCGGUAGGACUUACGGUCUCCUAGAUACUGUGAAGACACGCAGUUCCUCAUGAUGAGGAGACAGAUGGCCGCGGAGACUCUCGGCACGGCAUCGGAGCACGGCAUAUACUGAGUAUCAAGUUC
Cercospora beticola is the source of this 3440-nucleotide messenger RNA. Its product is annotated as F-box/WD repeat-containing protein. The record is from RefSeq and is a predicted model, not a curated record. NCBI's taxonomy places the organism in Eukaryota, Fungi, Ascomycota, Dothideomycetes, Mycosphaerellales, Mycosphaerellaceae. Gene Ontology annotation, molecular function: protein binding.